Molecule: messenger RNA, 731 nt
Organism: Caenorhabditis elegans
Lineage: Eukaryota; Metazoa; Nematoda; Chromadorea; Rhabditida; Rhabditidae
Source: the annotation of a RefSeq genome assembly
AUGCCAACCAAACGAUCUGGAUAAUUCUUCUCGGUGCUCUUCCAUCCGAUUGCUCGCUUCCAUGCUACAAUUAAAGACCGGAAGUCGGAAAUUUGUGCUCAAUUUAUCAAUAAUUAGCAGCACACUCCCAUCCAAACUCCAGAGACGUCUAAAGUUUAUAUGAAAUCUCUCACCGGAGUUGCUGUUUGCCAAGCAUCUCAAAUUGUGGCUCGAUUCGAUUUUUCCGAUGAUGAAAAUCCGCCAAACGCUCAACGCCGGCAUUGAGCCUCAAUUGGAUGAACCGGAAAGCCCGCCGAGAAUGAACGACGUUAUUGAUUGGAAAACUUGGAAAACGAGAAAAUCCAAGAUCAGCUUGUCAUAAUCUCACUUUUAACCGUCAUCGUCAAGUAGCCGCGACAGUUGCACCGAAAUCGUCUCUAAUUCAUCACACUGGAUCUGGAGAUGGAUGCAAUCCCAAUUUGUGAAUCUCCGAAUGCGACUCGCCGAGCAACAGUCAGAUGGGACAGAAUAAUGUGAUCGACGAUGCUCCACCACCAACACGCUCACGUGGACUGUGAUAUUUCAACUGGACGAUUAUUCAUCACCGACUUCAACAAUCACCGACUCCUGUCGCCUCGUCGCCUCGGAACGUGUCACCUACAUCGACCAACCCGUCCCCAUCCGAAUAAUUUUCUAUUUUUUUUCAAAUUUUAUUUUAUUUUUUUAUAAAAUAAAAAUUUUUAUGAACUAUC